Messenger RNA from Bipolaris sorokiniana ND90Pr, 838 nucleotides. RefSeq lists its product as uncharacterized. The coding region runs from base 21 to 704 and encodes 227 amino acids. Lineage: Eukaryota; Fungi; Ascomycota; Dothideomycetes; Pleosporales; Pleosporaceae. The record is from RefSeq and is a predicted model, not a curated record. The transcript has a single exon.
CUAACCACGAUACUAACACUAUGAGCCCUCGUUGCGUACCCUGCAAUCGAGACUUUAGCAAUGAUGAAGCUCUCCAGCAACACAAACGAGACUCACCAGCACACAAAUCCGACUGUAUAACAUGCGAUCGCCAUUUCAAAAACGACAAGGCUCUGACACAGCACUACCAGAAUGCCGCUGUUCACGCUCAAUCCUCUAAACAUCCAGCCAUUCUUACGAUGUCUCCUCAAAAACCAAAGUCGGCCACAAAACCAAAGUCAAACAAAAAAUGGUCGAUGUAUCCUUCACUUCACAAUGAAGUGUCUGACCUCCUUUACAAAGACAAUCUUUCCUUCAGCUUCUACGAGAAGGACGACACCAAAAGCUGCAUAAAAGAAUAUGAUACGAAUAUCAUGGGCCAGUUCGCUUGCAGCAAUACAGCAUGCCUGGCUGUCUGGACAAGCAAGCGAAUAGCCAUCACUAUACGGAAAUAUCUCGACGGGCGAUACAAUGCAAGAGUAUAUUACCAAUCCUGCAAACGCUGCCGCAUGACAAGUGAACCACAACUGGAUUAUUCAUACGCAGAAAGAGUGGCAUAUCGCCUCAAGAAGUGGUCUGGCAUCCAGAUGGAACUCCAUCCCUUCUCAGGGCAGAGUAACGGUCCACAUAGAAGUGAUCUAUGUGAAGGGUGUAAGCAAGGUCAUUGCAGCCAAAUGGGAUUGUGAUUCUAGUCAACUUCGUAAUAACAAGCAUCGCGAUAGGGACAAAGGCAGUCCUUUUCUAUAGCAGAAUCGAUGUUGUGGUGAGAGUACUUGUUGCAAACUGCGUAGCUGUUGGAAACAACUUUUUUAUUAGUAAU